AUGUAUGCCAAAGGAAAAGGUUCUAGUGUACCUUCAGAUGCUCAAGCCAGGGAAAAAUUAGCUUUAUAUGUUUAUGAAUAUUUAUUACACGUAGGGGCACAGAAAUCAGCACAGACAUUUCUCUCAGAAAUACGAUGGGAGAAAAAUAUCACAUUAGGAGAACCUCCUGGAUUUUUACAUUCUUGGUGGUGCGUGUUUUGGGAUUUAUAUUGUGCAGCACCAGAAAGACGUGAUACAUGUGAUCAUUCAAGUGAAGCAAAAGCAUUUCAUGAUUAUGUAAGUAUAGCGAAUACACAUUAUUAUAUUUAUUAG
Messenger RNA from Lottia gigantea (owl limpet), 312 nucleotides. RefSeq lists its product as hypothetical. Bases 1 to 312 code for a protein of 103 amino acids. The transcript is spliced from 4 exons. NCBI's taxonomy places the organism in Eukaryota, Metazoa, Mollusca, Gastropoda, Lottiidae. The record is from RefSeq and is a predicted model, not a curated record. Gene Ontology annotation, molecular function: protein binding; single-stranded DNA binding. Gene Ontology annotation, biological process: positive regulation of transcription by RNA polymerase II. Gene Ontology annotation, cellular component: nucleus.